AUUAUAUGUCAAAAUCAUAUGUUUGUGCGUGCGUGUGUGUGUUAGAAAAAUAAAAACUAAAUUUUUGUGGGAAUUUACUGUCGAUUUUUGUAAAUUGUAUUAUUUUGUAAAUAUUAAUAGAGAAUUGCUAAAAAUUUUAUAAAAAUGACUGACGAGGAAAUUAUCAAAAAGCGUUUGCUGAUUGAUGGUGAUGGCACCGGCGAUGAUCGGCGUCUCAAUAUGCUACUUAAACAAUUUCUUAAAUGGAUGUAUUCUAAAAAUGAUUCGCCGGAAAAUAAUCAAAUUAUCUACGAUCGUUUAAUGGCCCAAUUAGCUCAAUGUCAGUUUGCAGCCGCCAAAACUGAACGUACAAGUCAAAUGAUUGAUGAGGAAUUGGAAAACUAUCAAAAACUCUCGAAAACGAUAGAGAAAAACAUUGAAGUGGCCAAACUUGAAUUGGAGGAAAGUAAGAAAGAAUUAAUUAUAGCCAAACAAAUACGUAAGAAUAAAAUGGAAUACGAUCAAUUGGCGAAAGUGAUAAAACAACAGCCGGAUCGUAAAGAAACCCAAAAACAUAUAGAAUGUUUGCAAAAGGAAUUGGCCGAAUUAAAUGAGAAAAAACUUAAAUUGGAGCGUAAAUUUGAAAAACGUCAAAAGGAUUUCUCGGUUCUAAUGUAUGCAGUGCGUGAGUUGGAAGCCCAACUGGUGGAGGACAGUUCAAGCGAUGAUGAGGACAGCAAGUCGGAUGAGGAUGUGGUGGUGGGAUCUGGCAGCAGCAAUAUUACGACAGCAAAUCAUCCCAUUAUCGAAGGUUUGAGUGAUGAUGAAAUGGAGGCUGGCUCUCAGUCUGGUAAAGUUGUACGUCAUAGUAGAGGUCUAAUGGAAAGAGAUGUUAAAGAAGAAGUCGAUGAUGCCGAAGUUGAUGAUAACAAAAGCAUCAAAGAGCCCAUGGAUGAAGAUGCUGUGCUAGAGUUAAGCAUAGAUAAAGAUGAAAGUGAUGUUAAAAUGGAGGAAGUAGCUGGUAAUGCUACUUGAAAAGGAACAAAUAAAAAAAUUCAUAUUAAAAAAUAUUGUAUGCAUUUAUCUUAUAAGUUUUUCAUAAAUAAAAUCUUAAAACAAACAAUAA
Messenger RNA from Lucilia cuprina (Australian sheep blowfly), 1105 nucleotides. RefSeq names its product THO complex protein 7 (gene thoc7). Gene Ontology annotation, biological process: mRNA processing; mRNA export from nucleus. Gene Ontology annotation, cellular component: THO complex part of transcription export complex. The record is from RefSeq and is a predicted model, not a curated record. The transcript has 3 exons. NCBI's taxonomy places the organism in Eukaryota, Metazoa, Arthropoda, Insecta, Diptera, Calliphoridae. Bases 145 to 1014 code for a protein of 289 amino acids.